Molecule: messenger RNA, 3895 nt
Organism: Cornus florida
Lineage: Eukaryota; Viridiplantae; Streptophyta; Magnoliopsida; Cornales; Cornaceae
Product: disease resistance protein RPV1-like
Exons: 6
Coding region: 267-3488 (1073 amino acids)
Biological process (GO): defense response; signal transduction
Molecular function (GO): ADP binding
Source: RefSeq, a predicted model, not a curated record
CAUAUUUUUUGUUCAUGAGUCCAGAGUCCAGGUGGAGUCCAGGUGUUUCGAGAACAGGAGGAGUAUUAUUUUUAGUUUAAUACCAAUUUAAACUAAAAAUUUCAAUUUAAUCACUAAAAGUUAAUUUUCUUAAUAUAAACUUAUCUUAACUACCGAAAAAAAAAAGUCCGCGCUUUCUUCGAAUACGAGGAAAGAAAAAAAGAAAAUGUUGUUCUUUAUCACUUGACCAGGAACGCUCUCUCUCUCUCUCUCUCCCACAGUCGAAAAUGGCAGAAGAUGCCUGGAGUGAAGAAGCCUCUUUAGGUGUGUCGAAUAAUAGUUCACUUUCACGAACUUACGACAUCUUCUUGUCUUUCAGGGGCAAAGAUACUCGCCUUUUCUGUAUCGAUUUCCUAUACUAUGCUCUGGUGGAGCAAGGGUUUUCCACAUUCUUGGACGACAAUGAACUCAAGAAAGGAGAAGCGAUUAAGCCCGGAUUGAUGAAAUCGAUCGAGGAAUCAAGGAUCUCCAUCGUCGUAUUCUCGGAAAACUACGGGUUCUCAAGAUGGUGCCUCGAUGAGCUUGUGAAGAUCAUGGAGUGCAGGAGGAAUUUGGGACAGAUUGUUCUUCCUCUUUUUUAUCUAGUAGAUCCGGCCGAUCUGCGGUGGCAGAGGGGGAAAUACGCUGAAGCAUUUGCCAAGCACCAACCGCGUUACGGAGACGACCAGAUUCAGAGGUGGAGAGCUGCUUUGACUGAGGUUGCCGAUUUGUCGGGUUGGACCUUUCAAAAUGGCCGUUUGUCAGAUCUAAUUCGAAGCAUCAAUAAAGUGAUCACAAAGAUAUUAGAUCCUUCGUCUUUAAAUGUUGCGGAAUAUCCAGUUGGAAUAGAGCCCCGUGCUGCAAAAGUCGGGGAGGUGCUAAACUUGGCGCCAGAUGAUGUUCGAAUUGUUGCAAUCUGGGGGAUGGGCGGAAUAGGCAAGACUGCAAUUGCUAAAGCUGUAUAUAAUUUUAUGCAUCGUAAGUUUAAGAGCAGUUGCUUUCUUCUAAAUGUUGGAGCAACUUGGAACCAACUCAACGGCGAUGUUGAUUUACAAAAAUUGCUUCUUUCUGAUAUCCUACCCGAUGCAAAGCAAAGCAUAACAAAUUCUGCUCGUGGAAUUGAGGUAAUAAAACGCCGAGCAUGGUGUCAAAGGGUUCUUCUUGUCCUCGAUGACGUGGAUAACGUGGAACAAUUGAGUACAUUAGUCAUAAAUCGUGAUUUACUACAUUCUGGAAGUAGGGUCAUUAUAACUACUAGGAAUUUGUCUUCAAUAAGUUCACUUCAACUUCAAGAGAAUGAGGUGUAUACACCCGAGGAGUUGAAUAAGGAGGAGUCUCUUAAACUCUUCAGUUGGCAUGCUUUCAAGGAAGAAGGUCCUUCAGAAGACAGUAAGAUGCUCUCAGCGGGAGUGGUGGGUUAUGCUAAGGGGAUUCCUUUAGUUCUUAAAGUUUUAGGUUCCUUCUUUAGGGACUUAACCAAAUCUCAAUGGAUAAGUGGAUUGGAGGAGUUAGAGAAAAUUCCCCAUGAUGACGUCCAAUUGGUACUUAAGCUAAGCUAUGAUAAACUUAAUCCUCAACAGCGUGGCUUAUUCUUAGACAUUGCAUGUUUUUUUGUAAGAAUGAACAAAGAUUUGGCAAUCAAAAUUCUAGAAGGCCGUGGCUUCAACCCAAAUUCUAAUAUCGAAGUUCUAGUUCGUCGUGCUCUUUUACAAAUUGAUUCAGAUAAUCGGCUGAUGAUGCAUGAUCGAAUUCGGGAUAUGGGUAGAGAAAUUGUCCGCCAAGAAUCUGAUCAAGAGCCUGGAGAACGUACCAGAUUGUGGAAUCCGGAGGAGGUUCUUGAUGUACUGGAAAAUAACAGAGGAACAACAAGAGUUGAAGGCUUGGUCCUAAACUCGCCAAAAUCAGAUGUGCAACAAUUGGAUGCAAAUGCAUUUGCACGGAUGAACAGACUGAGACUGCUUCGUAUUAAUUAUGUUCGCCUAAAUGGGAGCGCAGAACAUCUAUCCGGAAGACUAGUGUGGCUGUGUUGGAACGGUUUCCCUUUGAAUCAUAUACCAUCGACCCUGCUUAUGGGUAACAUGGCUGCUAUUGACUUGAGCUAUAGCAGCCUCAAAGUUGUUUGGAAAGAAACUAAGGUUCUGAAUAAAUUGAAAUGCCUCAAUCUCAGUCAUUCCUAUUCCCUGACCAAAACCCCAGACUUCACUGGACUCACCAGUCUUGAAACAUUGUUGCUUAAUGAUUGCACAAAGUUGCGAGAUGUUCACCAUUCUAUUGGAUGUCUACAAAAUCUUGUUGUUUUGAACAUGAAGAAUUGUCAAAAUCUUCGCAAGCUUCCGGAAAGUGUAUUCACGUUGAAAUCUGUCAUCUAUCUUGAUCUCUCUGGCUGCUUGAAAUUAGCAGUGCCAACAUAUAGAUCAUGGUAUUCAAUCAUCCUGUCUUUGGUACCACCAGCAGGAAUUUUGGAUUUCAGUGGGAUGUUGCCGGCUUCUAUACAUGGAUUAAGUUCCAUUUCAAAACUAUAUCUGGAAAACUGCAAUGUAUGUUAUGUGCCCGGUGAAAUUGGUAGUUGUGUCUCCUUGCAAUUUUUGAAUCUCAGCAGAAAUAAUUUUGCUAACCUACCAGCAAGCAUUACCAACCUUUCUCAACUGAAGGUCCUCUAUCUAAACCAAUGUACUGAGCUUCAAAUUCUUCCAGGUCUUCCAAUAAAGUUAAAGGGAUUGAGUGCAAACUACUGCACAUCGUUGAAAAUGAUAUCAAUUGAAUCAAAAAUGGAUGAAGCCCCAUUCAUGACUUUUUAUGGUUGCCACAUACUAGCCGACAAUUUUGCAAACGAUUUUAAAAAAAAUCUACUCCAGUACCAGGGACGCCCAGAGCAAGGCGAUUUUAGUAUUUUUCUUCCUGGAAAUGAGGUUCCAAAUUGGUGCAACUACCAGUGUGUGGGAUCAUUUCUAUCUUUUCUUGUGCCUCCGCUGGUGGAUAGGAAGAUACAAGGGUGGAUUUUAUGUGUUGUCUUUGCUGGCCGUUGCGAUGACGAUGACGACAUGUUUGCUAUUUCUUAUGGUAUUUACAAUAAAACCAUGGGCACUAAGAUGUAUUACCAACCAACAGUUGAUGGCUAUCCUUUGAAGUGUGAAGAUCAGAUGUGGCUCAACUAUGUGCCGCACCGGUAUCUUGAAUCAGAGUGGAAGGAACUUGAAUCUCCACUGGGAGGUGGUGACAGAGUGGAGAUGACAAUAAGAAUAGACAAGCGGCGGCAGGUGAAGAAGUGUGGGGUUAGUCUCAUCUACGAGGGGAAUAAUGAGGACACCUUGCCUUCCAAUGAUCUACCGGAGGAGAUGGACUCUCUCACGAGGCUUGUAUCGGAUGAAUCAUUUCUUUAUGAGAUUGGAGUGUUAAAAUCCAAGAAGAGGGGCUCGCGUGUGAAGUUGGGCUUUCCAAUUGCGAAAGGCCCGAAGCAAUUUGAGCAAUGAGGACAACCACUUAAGUCUGUACAUAUAAUGUCAAGGCAUUAGAAGAGGUUAGCAAGCUAUGGAUAACUAUAAGGCAGCCAUGAAGUAAUUGGAAAUUUUAGUAAGCAGGUUUGAGCUCAUUAUUUAUUCUUUAAGGUUGUCUAAGCUUUAUUUGAAAAAUGGAUCUUAUUGAUGGGUUAUGUUAUGCGAACUUGAAUUUUAAUUUAUUUUUGAAACCAUAUAGAAAUGGAUUUGAGUGUUGGAUCAACAACUUAUGGUUUGAGUAAAUAAUUUUUUUUUGGUGAUUUCUAUGAAUUGUGAUUAGCUCGGGCACGCCCGUAAGUUGUUGAUGUGUGUUGUAAGAUACGAUGCAUUUUUUAUUCAUGUUUGAUAAUCUUGAAUGGUAGAUGAGCACAAGCUUUAGUGCA